Molecule: messenger RNA, 864 nt
Organism: Triticum turgidum subsp. durum (durum wheat)
Lineage: Eukaryota; Viridiplantae; Streptophyta; Magnoliopsida; Poales; Poaceae
Source: the annotation of a GenBank genome assembly
AUGGCCGUGGGGAGCGGGCCGUGCUUGCUCGCCGUGGCGCUUCUCGCCGCCGCUUGGAUCUCCGACGCUUCGUCAUCGGAUAAGCAGGCAGACAGCAGCCAGCAAUAUGUCAACUGCAUGCCUUGCUCUAGGACGUACAUUGCUGACGCAUAUGUCGAUGCCUUGACGAGCCAGCUCUCUGAGCAUCGUGAAUUGACCGAAGUACGUGAUACCGCCGACUUGUGUAAAGGACUUGCUGAUGAACUUGAUGUGCCUACGCUUUCAGAAGUGAAUCGUCAGCUGGUUGGCGAAGGUUCCCACCGCCGCUUGAUCUAUUCUAUCAAAUUUGGUAACUCCAAAGAUGCCAUGGUACAAUUCCUUGAUGGUUACGAUGCCAAUCUGGUGAUACUUGAAAAGCUCCCGAGUGGUGUAUUUGCUGACCCAUUUGAGCUGCAGCACUUUGUUGAGCGGAAAGUUUUUCUCGAUGUUGCUGUUUUUGGAGACACGAACCUUGAACUGCCCUCCGCUCUGUCCAACCGGUCAGCUGUUGAGAUUCAUUUUGAUCUCAAGCCAAGCACAUCGAUGGACUAUAACCUUGUAAUAGAGCUUCCUCUCCAUGCUAGAUAUCCACCUCUUGAUGCCAGCGGUUACGCAACGGUUGAGUUCGGCAGCCCAGACCUGCUCCUCCGUUACAGGAGAAAGGAAACCCGUCCUGAUCCCUGUGUGUGGGCCCUCCAGAAUCUCCACGCCACGCCUGUGGAGAAAGCCGCAUGGCGCAUACCCUGUGGCGACGAAGCGCACACGGGAUUUGUAUCUAGCCUCACUUUCAUUUCAGCUCUGGUUUGCUCCAUGUCCAUAGUCUUAGCAGCUUCCCUAACUCCUUGA